Messenger RNA from Carcharodon carcharias (great white shark), 864 nucleotides. It is a transcript of the gene nkx1-2a, whose product is annotated as NK1 transcription factor related 2-like,a. Gene Ontology annotation, molecular function: RNA polymerase II cis-regulatory region sequence-specific DNA binding; DNA-binding transcription factor activity, RNA polymerase II-specific. The record is from RefSeq and is a predicted model, not a curated record. The transcript has 2 exons. Gene Ontology annotation, biological process: cell differentiation; regulation of transcription by RNA polymerase II. The coding region runs from base 1 to 864 and encodes 287 amino acids. Lineage: Eukaryota; Metazoa; Chordata; Chondrichthyes; Lamniformes; Lamnidae. Gene Ontology annotation, cellular component: nucleus.
AUGUUCGAGUGCCCGGGCAGUGGGGAAGAGAUGGCUCCCACUCACAAGAUUUCCUUCUCCAUCAUAGACAUCCUCGACCCCCAGAAAUUCACAGGCAAGUCGCAAGCAUUUGAGCUGCGACAGAAUGGGCUAAAUGAAGGCAGUGAGGUGUCAGUACUCAGCAGUGAAGAACAGAGUUUGAAAGAGACAGGUGUAAAACUAAGUGCUGAAAAGAACAGCAACCAAAUCGGCACCUAUUCUGAUGGAAGUGAUUGGGAACAAGACACACUUUCCAAUGCUAAUACACCAAAAAAGUCUCUAGAAUCUCAUGAAAGCUUUCAACCAUUUAAAGAGGAUAAAAUUUCGACACAACCUGAAUUAGACAAAGAGCACACUGCCUCAACUGAAUUGGAAGCCAGGUCGGAACACACUGCACCCAGACAAAAACGACGUCGAGCUGAGCCAGGCUGUGCUAAACCAAGACGAGCUAGAACUGCCUUCACGUAUGAGCAACUAGUGGCCCUGGAGAAUAAAUUCCGCUCAACUCGUUAUCUGUCGGUUUGUGAACGUCUCAACCUGGCCCUGGCCCUCAGCCUUACAGAAACACAGGUUAAAAUCUGGUUUCAAAACAGACGUACCAAGUGGAAAAAACAGAACCCUGGGGCAGACAGUACAAUGCAGCCCGGAUCUACUAGCUUGUCUCGAGUCAGCCCAAGCCCUCCUGGACCAAGUGUACUCAACUUCCCAACUUUUCAGACAUAUGCUGCAGGGAAUGUCAUUUGCCAGGCAGCAACUCCAGUCCCUUUAAUAUCAUCUACUGCAGGGCUGAUGUCUCCCUUUCUGAGUUCUGCCUACCUGACACCAUUUUAUGCUCCACAUUUGUGA